AUGGAGCUGUGGACUGUGUGUGUGAGGAAGAGGAGCAGCGAGCGACACCUCGGAGAAGGAGGAGAAGGAGGGGGGGAGGAGGAGAAGGAGGGGGAGGAGGUGAAGGAGGAGAAGGAGGGGGAGGAGGUGAAGGAGGAGAAGGAGGGGGAGGAGGUGAAGGAGGAGAAGGAGGGGGAGGAGGUGAAGGAGGGGGAGGAGGUGAAGGAGGGGGAGGAGGUGAAGGAGGAGAAGCAACACAGACCGGGACGCACUGCCAGCUGGUGGGAGAACUUUGAGAUGGAAGUCGUCCUCCCGGAGGAAGGUAGCUACAGAACGAUAGAACCGAGUGUGCUCGGGGCUGGAGCCCUUCCACGACUCACCUUUACGCGGGAGUCCCUCCUACAGCUCCGGUUCUCUGAGCGGGCCACGGAUCCACCGCCAGACAUCCCACCGGAGCUUCGCAAAACGGCGGCUCAACCGGUGCGCCGCAAAAGGGGAAGACGAGAAGGCCGCUUGGGCCUCCAGGACCGGCGACAGAUGCCCGCACUCCCAUCCAUCCUGCUUGGGAACGCACAAUCUCUUCGUGUCAAGCUGGACGAGCUGGAUACUUGGGCCACGGUGAGACAGGAGAUCACCAAUGCCUGUCUUCUUGUCUUCACGGAGUAUUGGCUUAAACACACUGAUCGAGAUGAGGAUCUCUCGCCAAUGAGAUGCUGCAAAUCGGCACGCAGGUCUACGAGUCUGGUGCAGGUCUCAGCAGCUGCAGAGUUGUGA
Messenger RNA from Knipowitschia caucasica, 753 nucleotides. The record is from the annotation of a GenBank genome assembly. NCBI's taxonomy places the organism in Eukaryota, Metazoa, Chordata, Actinopteri, Gobiiformes, Gobiidae.